Diabrotica balteata is the source of this 3848-nucleotide messenger RNA. The record is from the annotation of a GenBank genome assembly. Lineage: Eukaryota; Metazoa; Arthropoda; Insecta; Coleoptera; Chrysomelidae.
AAUUUUAAAAGAUGUUCUUGCGAUUUUGUUGAAUAUGGACUAUAAUCAGAAAGUAAGAAGAAAGCAAAACCCCAGGGAAACGGCAAACGUUUUUUCAAAGUUGUCGUUUGCCUAUACCAAAGAAUUAUUCCACAAAGGAUUUAAAAAUAAUUUGGAGGAAGAAGAUUUGUAUGAAAUAAUUAAAGAAUGUAAAUCAAAAAAAUGUGGAGACAAACUUGAGAAACAGUGGGCUAUAGAUAAUGAAAUUCAAUCAUCUAAAUCAAUUUAUAAAGUACUAUGGCACAGGUUCGGAUGGAGGUAUCUCUUAAUAGGUAUCAUAGACUUAGGUUAUAAAAUUUUUACUAGUCUUGUGAAUCCACUUGCUGUAAGUAAGCUGGUCUCUUAUUUUGACAUAACAAGUAAUCAAACUAAAGAAGACGCCUAUUUUUGGGCGGCUUUAUUAUUACUUAACAACCUACUUUACACAGUAUAUUCCCAUAAUGCUCUAUUAUGGGCUGAGAAAUUGGGAAUUGAGAUACGAACAUCGUUCUCUGCCUUUUUAUACAGAAAAGCUCUAAAACUGACGCCUUCAGCGGUUGCAAGAAUUAGUUUGGGAAACUUGGUAACGUUAAUAACAAAAGACGUUUAUACAUUUCAACAUUCGAUUUGGAUGAUAAACGAUAUAUGGAGUGGAUGCGUACAGAUCUGUGUACUCUGCUAUGUUUUAUAUACUAAGAUUGGAGUGUCAUCCUUUAUUGGAAUUGGAAUGGUUCUACUUGCUCUACCCAUACAAGUUUAUAUCGGUAAAGUAGUAGGAGACUAUCGAUAUAGUACAGGACAGAAGACUGACGAACGAUUACAACAAACUCAAGAAACAUUAUCUACAAUAAGAAUUAUAAAGAUGUACACUUGGAAAAGUUUUUCGAAAAUAAAAUUAAAAAAGCAAGAAAGCAGGAAUCAAACAAAAUAUUAAUCGUUUUUGAACUAAGAAUGAUCCAAAUCGUUGUGGGCAUCUUAUUUUCCAAAUUUGGAUUCUACACUCUUGUUAUGGCUUACAUUUGGUUUGGGUAUGCAACCGAUACCGAGCUCAUCUUUUACUUAAGCACAAUGUUUAAGGAUAUAGAGUACUACCUGGGUGGCCUUAUUCCCUACGGCUUAGGUAGUGCAGCUGAGCUUUACUCAGCACUGAGGAGAAUUAACCAAGUAAUAACCGCAGAAGAACUUCCACCAAAAAUAGGAUCUGAUGAACCAACCAACGAACCGAUUUUGGAACUCAGAGAAGCUGAUGUUACAAUAAAUAACAAUCUUAUUCUAAAUAAUAUUAAUUUUAAAGCAAAGCCUGGUUUGACUUUGGUGACAGGUAAAGUGGGAUCAGGUAAAAGCUCUUUAUUAAAAGCUUUGCUACAAGAUUAUCCUUUAGACAAAGGUUGCAUAUUGUCUAAAGGAAGAAUUUCAUAUGCUUCGCAAGAUCCUUGGUUGUUUCCAUCCUCCAUUAAGCAAAACAUUAUAUUUGGGGAAAAAUUUGAUGAAAAAAGGUAUUUGGAAACUAUUAGAGUUUGUGCAUUAGAAUUCGAUUUCAAAAUGUUCGAGAAACGGGACGAGACGAUAGUGUGUGACCGAGGAAUGAAUCUCAGCAAGGGUCAGCAAGCUCGCAUUAAUCUCGCCAGAGCAGUUUAUAAAGAAAGUGAAAUAUAUUUAUUGGAUGACUCUCUGACAGCUCUGGAUAGUCAAGUACAAGACUAUAUAUUUAAUGAAUGUAUAAAAAAGUUUUUGAAUGGAAAAAUAUGUAUUCUCGUGACACAAACUUUAAAUCAAAUAAAAAAUGCAGAAAACUUGGUAAUUAUGGAAAAUGGUCAAAUAAAAUUGAUUGAUAAACCAGACGAAAAAAAUAUAGAAGAACUAAAAACUAUUAUAACAAGCAAUGAAGUUAGUGAUGAAAGUCAAGAUAAUGAUAAUAAAACUAACCACGUAAACAAUGAGAAAGAUUACCUAAAUGAUGAAGACGAUGAAUAUCGUGAUGAUGAAAAGCUUUUAGAAACAGAACAGACCAAAAGGCCGAAAAUAUAUGGAGAAAUUAUAAAAAAGGGCAAAGUAUCUUUGUCGAUUUACAAUCAGUAUCUGGUAUAUGGAGGAGGAAUACUCUUUCUCAUUUUUAAUAUAUUUUUAUUUGGUGUGACACAAGGCGCGGAAAGUUUAUCCGACUACCUACUAACAAGGUGGGUAGAUCAGCAACAGAUAGUCCUAACUUUCAAAAAUGUAACACACAACAAUACUUAUAACAAAGCUGUAGAACAUAGUGAAUAUAUAAUAAAAAUAUAUUCGACAACUAUAUUCCUUCAUGCCAUUUUAGCUACAGUCAGCACUUACACAAUACUGGAACUCGGACGAAGAGCUUCUAUCAAUUUACAUAAAACACUUAUUUCUAAACUAACUGGUUCCUUAAUGUCAUUUUUUGAUACGCAUUUCUUGGGAAAUAUUUUGAAUAGAUGUUCUCAAGAUUUGAGUAAUGUCGAUGAACAGGUUGCUUUUGUUAUAAGCGAAUUUAUGAGGGUAGCCUUUGUGCUAACUAGCAUUGUAAUAAUGAUUUCGUUAAUAAAAUUAUCCUUUUUGGCUUGCGCUGCAGUAAUAUUUUCUUCCCUAUAUUUCAUGAGGAAGGUCUACUUACCCACAGGGCGAACAUUAAAACGUCUAGAAACUACAACCAGAAGUCCCAUGGUUGGUCACAUAAACGCUUCAUUAGAAGGGCUCACUACAAUAAGGGCAUAUAAAGUUGAAAAAACAUUAAUAGACGAGUAUGAUAGGUACCAAGAUACGUUCACUUCUGCUCAUUAUGCAUGGCAAUGUGCAACAGCUGCUUUUGGAUUCUCGAUGGAUUUUGUAUGCAGUAUUUUUAUAUGUAUUGUUGUACUUACUUUAGUUUUCAUCGAUGCAGACAAUACUGCUGGCGAUGUUGGAUUGGCGAUAACCCAGGUCAUAGCAUUAUCGGGAGAAGUUGAAUGGGGUGUCCGACAAUGGGCUGAUCUUGAAAGUUACAUGACAUCGGUGGAACGUCUUCUGGAAUAUACUCACAUUAAAUCGGAACCAACGGACGGCAGAAUAGUUCAAAAUUGGCCGUCAGAAGGAUCCAUCGUAUAUGAAAGAGUAUCUCUUACAUACAACGAUAAUGAAAUGGUAUUAAAGGAUUUGAACUUCAAAAUAAAGCCAAGGGAGAAAAUUGGAAUAGUUGGAAGAACAGGAGCUGGAAAGUCUUCAAUUAUCGCUUCAAUUUUUAGACUUUACGAAGCAGAAGGUAAUAUCUUUAUAGAUGGCGUGGAAAUCAAGACGUUAUCUUUAAACUUUCUUAGAAAGAAGAUUGCAAUUAUUCCUCAGGAUCCAAUUCUGUUUUCCGGAACAAUUCGUACAAAUUUAGAUCCAUUUAAUGAAUACAACGACCAGGAACUGUGGAGUGCAUUGGAAAAAGUAGGCAUUAGAGAUAUUAUUCCUGAUUUAGAUCACAACGUAAAAGGUUAUGUCUCAAGCUUCAGUUCCGGGCAAAGACAAUUAAUUUCAGUAGCCAGAGCGAUAUUAAGAAAGAAUAAAAUUGUUAUUUUAGACGAAGCAACUGCAAACAUGGAUCACGAAACAGAUGCCAUGCUGUACAAAAUUAUAGAAGAAAAUUUCAAGAAUUGUACCGUUUUGACUAUAGCUCACAGACUGGACACCAUUAUAAAGUCUGACAGGGUUAUGGUUUUAGAUAGAGGAGAAAUAAAGGAGUUUGAUGCCCCUUCAACGUUACUUACAAAUACAAAUGGAAUAUUCUACAGCUUAGUGCAACAGUCUGAAGGAUCUAAAUAAGUAUUUUUUGUGUGCUUAUUUUUUAUUAAAUAAAA